This is a messenger RNA of Plasmopara halstedii, 783 nucleotides long. RefSeq lists its product as uncharacterized. Bases 1 to 783 code for a protein of 260 amino acids. NCBI's taxonomy places the organism in Eukaryota, Oomycota, Peronosporomycetes, Peronosporales, Peronosporaceae. The record is from RefSeq and is a predicted model, not a curated record. The transcript has a single exon.
AUGUUUCCACCCAUUUAUGAUCGUACAACAUCAUGUCCCGAGCCUCUCGUUCCACUUCUUCCAAGUGUUAAAACACUUGAUCUCUAUCAUGUAUCAAAACAUGAACUUGAACCAUUUGACUUUCAUUCGACGACAAUGACACCACAAACUCAAGCAGGAUCUUCAUUAAGUUCCGUAUUUGGUGAUCAAGAUCUUAUUGAUGCGAUUAUGUGUAGUCUUACGACGGAAAUGCAUCAUCAAGUCUCAAUUCCACCAUUAAAUCCACUCUUUCAUCGUGUUUCGCCAACUGUACGUACAACAGUGACAUCUCAUCGUACACUUUCGAAUUCGACCUUAUCUAGUCGUACAUUUUCCGAACCAUGUCUUCGUAAACCAGGUACGUUUCUAAAUAAAGAUGGACGAUGGAUUAAAGGAAAACCAUGUCAUAUGGAUGGAUGUGAUAAACGCGCACAAUCGAAUGGAUUAUGUAAAGGACAUGGAGGAGGAGCACGUUGUAGUUUUACGGGAUGUAGUAAAUCAUCACAAGGUGGUGGUUUCUGUCGUGCACAUGGUGGUGGAAAACGAUGUUUGUACGAUGGAUGUGAUAAAGGAACACAACGGAAUGGAUUUUGUUAUCUACAUGGUGGGGUACGAUCAUGUAGUACAGAAGGUUGUGAGAAAAAAGAUCGUGGAAAUGGAAAAUGUUUUUCACAUGGAGGUGGACGCAAGUGUCAAGCACAAAUGUGUUUUCAUACAAUACGACGAGGAAUUUAUUGUGAUCUGCAUCAUGGAGGAAGAAGUUAG